CUUGGGCUGGCGUCACCAGAUUCUCACAAACGACGGAUCACAUGACCACAUGAGAAACGGGAGUCGUGAGAAAGUCUCACUCUGGACGUAAAAGUGACCCCGAGUCCCAAAGUGUGAACGCCACGUGGUGACGCGUGCGGUGACGCAGGUCCCCGGGCUCCUCACCGCCGAGACACCCGGGGCUAAUAAUAACUCACGCCACCAUGUCGGUGCUGUCUCUGGCCGUUCUCCUGUUUUUCAGAGGCUCUACUUUCUCUGCCGCAGCCGACUGUGAAGUGUGUGUGAGCUUCCUCCACAGACUGUACGGCAGCCUGAACUCAGCCCACACAGAACUCACCCCGGCCCUGGUGGAGGAGGAGCUGCUCCGGGCAUGCACCGUCGCCCAGGGGAAGGAAGCCAGGCUGUGUUACUACCUCGGAGCCAGUAGUGACUCAGCGACACGUGUCACAGCAUCAGUGUCCCGCCCGCUGGCCUCUCACGUGCCCGUUGAGAAGAUCUGUCAGCGCAUGAGCAGCACAGACACACAGAUCUGUCAGCUCAGUUAUGAGCCUCAGCUGAAGGAUCUGAGCAGCGAUGGGCUGAAGAAGCUGAGAGUUUUGGAGCUGAGGAACAUCUUAGCCUCAUGGGGGGAGGAAUGUCGAGGCUGCCUGGAGAAACACGAGUUCGUCAGCCUCAUCCAGGAGAAGGCCCCGCUGCACGCUCACACUGUGGAACUAUGAGUCGCAGUUAUGUGUCUCUUCCAGCCGCACAGUAAAUAAGACACAAACUUGCGUAUUCUUCAGUAUUAACGUACACAGACUUGACUUGGUUAUCCAAAUAACGAAACAAAUUCAAAUUGAGGAUUUUUGCCCUCUUAGUUUGGGCCUGAUUGUGACAAUAAAGUGCCGCUAAACUUUCCAGUGGCCAUCUUGUUUCUCAGGCGUCUAACUAUAAACACCCAAUUUCACCAUAUUCACGGGGCGGCCAUUUUCCUCUGAGGAAAGCUGUGUCUGCCCGUCUCCUUCACGGGCCAGAUAGACCGCAAAUAACAGCCAAACCGAAAUGGGACGGCCUGGUCUACAGGGGAUUCUGUGAUUGGUGUUACCAGCUCCCCCCCUUAUUGCUGUUGCCUGUACUGUUAGCUGUUCAGUUGAGUUCAAGCGUGAUACGUGCAUCGGAUGUCUUGUCGCUUGCUGGCACCAUGACCUCUUUGAAAAAUGGUUUGUCACUGAAGUGUAAUGAAUCCUGGGAUAGGCUGGGCCGGGAAGGAUCCUUUGUUGGAGACUUUGUUUCCCAGGGAUGGAAGGACACAUUUGUCGGAGCCUUCUAGACAGUUAAUACUUUGCUAGUUUGAUUACAUCCAAUCCAUUUUUCGUACAGUCUGCUGUGUACUGGUAGUGAAUGAGCUAUCAAAUAUGUAAUUAUCCGGCGUGGAUUUGGUUUCUUUUGGUUUAUAUCACCCGCAUGAAUUUUGAUCCGGUCAAGACCAGAGCAGGGCCAGAUUAAAGAGACCGGAUUUGUGCCAGUAUUGGCCCGUUGUGCCAAAGGACACCGGCCCAAGCCCCUUCUGUGGAUCUGGCCCAGAGGAAACGUUUGUCUCCAAUAUGGAUUUUAAAGUAUACAAUAUUAGCCCUGAACCUUCGCGGGACGAGAUGAGCCCAGAAUUGCCCCUAAUGGCUGUGCUGACAACGUAUGACUGGUGUGUGAUACAAAAGGUGCUGGAUAUAGAAAAUGAAUGUGUGUGUUGUUGUGCUAUAUAAAUUCUUUUCUUACAAAAGUCCUUUAAGCUUGUAGCCUGUAUGGCCGGGGUUUUUGUCCUUUAAAAAAUAAAACAAUCAUAUCAAACUGUGUA
This is a messenger RNA of Hippoglossus stenolepis (Pacific halibut), 1831 nucleotides long. RefSeq names its product cerebral dopamine neurotrophic factor (gene cdnf). Gene Ontology annotation, cellular component: endoplasmic reticulum. Bases 204 to 719 code for a protein of 171 amino acids. Lineage: Eukaryota; Metazoa; Chordata; Actinopteri; Pleuronectiformes; Pleuronectidae. Gene Ontology annotation, biological process: neuron projection development; dopaminergic neuron differentiation. The transcript is spliced from 4 exons. The record is from RefSeq and is a predicted model, not a curated record.